Messenger RNA from Glycine soja, 994 nucleotides. RefSeq names its product extensin-2-like. The record is from RefSeq and is a predicted model, not a curated record. The transcript is spliced from 2 exons. Bases 43 to 741 code for a protein of 232 amino acids. Gene Ontology annotation, biological process: plant-type cell wall organization. Gene Ontology annotation, molecular function: structural constituent of cell wall. Lineage: Eukaryota; Viridiplantae; Streptophyta; Magnoliopsida; Fabales; Fabaceae.
UUGCUAAUAGCAUAACAAAACCCUAUUUGAAGUUGGGAGAAAAUGGGGUCUCUAAUGGCCUCUCUUACUCUCACUCUUGUAUUGGCAAUAGUUUCUCUAAGCUUGUCAUCUCAAGCCUCAGCUGACAAGUACGACUAUUCAUCUCCACCACCACCAGUUUACAAGUACAAGUCCCCACCACCACCCUACAAGUAUUCAUCUCCUCCACCACCUCCUAAGAAGCCUUACAAAUACCCAUCACCACCACCACCAGUUUACAAAUACAAGUCACCACCACCACCCUACAAGUACCCUUCUCCUCCACCACCACCUAAAAAGCCCUACAAAUACCCAUCACCCCCACCUCCAGUUUACAAAUACAAGUCACCACCACCACCAGUUUACAAGUACAAGUCCCCACCACCACCACCUAAGAAGCCCUACAAAUACCCAUCACCACCACCACCAGUUUACAAAUACAAGUCACCACCCCCACCCUACAAGUACCCUUCUCCUCCACCACCUCCUAAGAAACCCUACAAAUACCCAUCUCCUCCACCCCCAGUAUACAAGUACAAGUCCCCUCCUCCUCCAUACAAGUACUCUUCUCCUCCACCUCCACCAUACAAGUACCCUUCUCCACCACCCCCAGCUUACUACUACAAGUCACCUCCACCACCACCUAAGAAACCAUACAAGUAUCCAUCUCCACCUCCUCCACACUAUGUCUAUGCAUCACCACCUCCCCCAUACCACUACUAGAUAGUGAUUUUAGUAUAGCGCCCCAUGGAUCUGAAGAACUUGUGCAAAUAAAGGAGAGGGAAGAAGCACCAUGCAGUUUAUACAGUGAAGAGUGGAACUUGUGAAAGCAGUAGUGUUUAUUUGGUUUCCCUUUAUUAUUUUUAUUUUGUACUUUAUAUAUUCAAAGUUUUAAGGCACUGUUCAGAUCUGAUCCAUGUCUUGUUACUCCAGUUAUAUUACUAUAUAAUAAAUAAAUACCAUGAUUUUUUUUCUA